Messenger RNA from Acomys russatus (golden spiny mouse), 1611 nucleotides. RefSeq names its product G-patch domain containing 3 (gene Gpatch3). Gene Ontology annotation, molecular function: nucleic acid binding. The transcript has 7 exons. Bases 34 to 1611 code for a protein of 525 amino acids. Lineage: Eukaryota; Metazoa; Chordata; Mammalia; Rodentia; Muridae. Gene Ontology annotation, biological process: negative regulation of type I interferon production; positive regulation of DNA-templated transcription; negative regulation of RIG-I signaling pathway. The record is from RefSeq and is a predicted model, not a curated record.
GUUGACUCCAGGCUGAUCAUGUGACAACCCAAGAUGGCGACUCCCAGGGAGGUGGACGAAGAGUUGGCGGUUUACCUGGUGGUGAGUGGGAUCCCUCCUGUGUUACGCUCGGCCCAGCUACGGAGCUACUUCAGCCAGUUUCGGGAACAGCGCGGCGGAGGGUUUCUCUGUUUCCACUACCGGCAUCGGCCCGAGAGGGGCCCUCCGCAGGCGAUUCCGGACGCGGCCCGAGCUGCCCCCCAGCCUGCUGCGGAGGAUCCGGGGCUCGCCCAGGCUACAGCCACCGAUGCCCGCGCUGUCCCCGCCCCGGACUCGGCUCCGGUCCAGACCCGCACCUGCUGCUGCAUCGUCUCGGUGAGGGGAGUGGCGCAAGCUCAGCGGCUGCUCCGCAUGUACUCGGGCCGCCGGUGGCUGGACUCUCAGGGGAUCUGGCUCCCGGGCCGUUGUCACAUCCGCAGGCUAAGGCUACCCACUGAGGCUUCAGAUUUGGGGUCCUUUCCCUUUAAGACCCGGAAGGAGCUGCAGAGCCGGAGGGGUGAGAAUGCAGUUUUUACCCUGGCCGACCUGAGGCAGCUCCCCGAGCUGAACCCCCCAGCACUGAUGCCCAAUGGCAACGUGGGCACCCCCCUGCGCGUCUUCUUGGAGUUGAUCCGGGCCUGCCGGCUACCCCCUCGAAUCAUCACCCAGCUGCAGCUUCAGUUCCCCAAGACGGGCUCCUCCCGGCGCUACGGCAAUGUGCCUUUCCAGUACGAGGACUCUGAGACUGUGGAGCAGGAAGAACAUGUGUACACAGCCGACGGGGAGGAAAUCCCCGAGGGAACCUGCUCAGAAGAUCCAGCAGCCAGCCCCUUGGAUGAACCUGAGGAUGAGGGGCCUCAAGAGGAAGAAGAAGAGUGUCACUCAGAAGAUGACGAUGACCGGGGCGAGGAGUGGGAGCGUCACGAAGCGCUGCACGAGGACGUGACCAGGCAGGAGCGGACUAGCGAGCGGCUCUUUGAGGAGGAGAUUGAGCUCCAGUGGGAGAAGGGUGGCUCUGGCCUGGUGUUCUACACCGACGCUCAGUUCUGGCAGGAGGAGGAAGGAGAUUUUGAUGAGCAGACAGCUGAUGACUGGGACGUGGACAUGAGUGUCUACUAUGACAAAGAUGGUGGGGACAAGGAUGCCCGUGACUCUGUCCAAAUGCGCCUGGAGAGGAGGCUGCGUGAUGGCCAGGAAGAUGGCUCUGUGAUAGGAUGCCAAGUGGGCACCUUUGAGCGCCACACCAAGGGCAUUGGCCGGAAGGUGAUGGAGCGCCAGGGCUGGGCUGAAGGCCAGGGCCUGGGCAGUAGGUGCUCCGGGGUGCCUGAGGCCCUGGAUGGUGAUGGCCAGCACCCUAGAUGCAAGCGUGGACUGGGGUACCAUGGAGAGAAACUUCAGCCAUUUGGACAACAGAAGAGACCCCGUGGAACUAGCUUGGGGCUCAUUUCCACAGUCUACGAUGCGCCUCUGCCCCAAGACCAGAGGGAGUCCCUGCUCCGGCGCCAGCCACCCACCGGCAUGAAGUUUCGGACAGAUAAGACUUUUGUGAGGAGUUCCAGCUGGGCCUUAGACAGCCCCUCGGAGCCUGAGUGA